AUGUUCUGGUUAUUUAUCUUAUCAUUGGUACUUCAUGUAUCAUGUCAACCAUUUUUUGGUUCACUACCUCCUCGUCCAACUACUGGUCAGUACAUAGUUUUUGUAAUAGACCUAUCUAUUGUAUCAAUAGGUGUUAGAUUGUUUCUUGGUGAGGAGAAUGCGACUAUUGCUAAUUUCUCAAUGAUAGUUGCUGGUCUGUUUCAUGAUAAAGAUAUAGAUCAAGCUGAUAAUGCUAUUGGUUUUCUUCUUGGUCCUGAUGGUCAGAAUGAUGGUUUGUGGUGUCAGAGUUCUCUUAAUCAGAAUAUGAUAGGAACAUGGUAUUAUCCUAAUGGAACAACUGUACCAUUGGGUUCUGGUAGUCCUCUGUUUGCUAACAACACUGCUACUGGUCAAAUUGGUUUGUUAAGAAAUGGAGGAAUAGGAAGUCUUCAAGGACUAUACAGUUGUGUUAUACCAAAUGGAGAGGGAAUUGAUCAGACAUUGUAUGUUGCUGCUUAUGGUAGUGGGGAUUUCCUUAUGGAUGGUGAACUCCCAAUGAUUGAUGGUAGUGAUCCCUCCUUCCAGCUCCUCUCAUCAGUUGAUGCUGAUCCUCCAGUGUUUAGUUUAUCAUUUACUGUUACUAAUAGAUCACCAACAAUAGUCACUUGCUCUGUUGAUAAUGGAAACCAGUUUAAUGUAUCUGAUAGUGAUCUGAUACGUACUGUAACACCAGUUAAUAAUGAUGUACAAGUAUCAGUAAUAUUUAGAAUGAGAGUGUCUGGCCUAUAUGCCUGUUCUGUUACUACUGACAGAAUUACAACUACACCUUUAGUAUCUACUAAUAUGGCAGUGAGAAAUAUUUCUGAAACUGGAUUUUCAUCAAACUCAACCUACAGUAGAAAUAGUCUUCUCUCAGUUACACUAGGCUGGUCUCCCUCAGCAGUGAUUAGUGCUACUCCUCAGUAUCAUGUCUUUGUUAAUAACACUAGUGUUAAUACAACAGGACGUAUUUUUGAGAGCGAUGAAAUUCAGUUAUUAUGUAUCGUCACUAUUACUCCACUAGACAUUGAACUUAAUGUUACCAUUAACUGGUUUGGACCUAAUGGACUCAUUACAAUGAAUGAUGCUAAGUAUAGCAUUAGUACUGGGAUAAUCAACUCAACAACUAUUGGAAGUAGUUUAAAUUUCACUGCAUCUCUAUCAGAUAAUGGAACUGAUUACUAUUGUACUGCUAGUGUUGGACCUGCUAGUAAUGUGAGUAGAUUUGAACUGAUUAUACCAUCAGAUACUGUUACAUCAACUAUUAAUAAUGUUAUGGUGGAAAUUGUACCACUACCAACAGUGUUAACUGAUAAUGCCGGUAUUCCAGUAACAGGAGGUUCAUUGCAGUUAGUGUGUACUGGAACUGCACCAGCUAAUGUAUCAAGUAUUGCUACUGUUAGUGUUCAAUGGCUUCUUAAUGGUACUGUGUUUACUAAUGAUACACUGGAAGGAGUCAAUGUUACUAAUAGUGGGUCUAUGGCCACAUUAUCAUUCAGUUCUCUUAAUGCUUCUACUCAUGAAAGAGAUGAUUAUACUUGUGAAGCUACUCUUAGUAUUCCUGAUGUACUAACAACUAAAACAGCAAGCAUUAUGUACAACCUCCUGACAUUAUCUAAUCCUAUUGUCUCUGUAUUUGCAAGUCUACCUGUUACUGCUAGUCUAUGGUAUUCAUUAAACUGUACUGUCACAAUAGUAGCUGGAGUCCUCAAUAUAACAUGGUUUAAUAGCAGUGGAACUGAAUUAAUAGAAGGAAAUGGAAUAAGUUUCAAUUUGGUGACUGUUUCUGAUACUGUACAAAGAUAUGAUUUGAUUUUUAAGUCACUUGACUAUUCAGAUAUUGGAGUGUAUACUUGUCAAGCUAGGCUUACUGUUGAUGAAGAUGGUAUUCUGUUUAAUGGAAAUGGAUCGGCUAUUACAACUGUUAGUAUAAGAAUACCUGUACCACAAGUAUCUAUAUCUCCUAGUGAUGAUUCUCCUUUUAUUCGUGGAACUGUUAGAACUGUUAGCUGUUCUGUUGUUUUCACUCCUCCUUUACCUACUAAUCCUAAUGUCUCAUUUACUGUCUUCAAAGAUGAUGAAGAAGUGCCACUUGUGAACAGUUCCAGAGUAAUAGCAGUUCAGACUGGAACUACUGGUGCUCUUACCUUUCAACCACUCAAUUUCUCUGAUGCUGGUAAUUAUACAUGUACUGCUACAACAAGAGAUGGUGCUAAUAAUCCAUUAAUAAUACCAAGCAGUGCUUCUGAUGAAUACAUUGCUACAGUACAAGCCAUUCCUAUUCCUAAUAUCACAUUCACUACUACUACUUGUAGAUCACUGGGAGAGAGUUUAACUUUUUAUUGUACAGUUGAUGUGCUAGAUGACCUAUACAAUAUUAAUGUUACUAGCAGUAUAGUGAAAAAUGGAGAACUUAUUACUAGUGCUACUGGAUCUGGUGAUACUACAGCAAUGAUUAGAGUUGAUUCAUUAAGGUCAUCUGAUGCUGGAGACUAUCAAUGUAUUGUUAAUAUCACUCAACCUGAUAUAGACUAUGAAUUUAAUGGAAUGGAAACUGCUCAAGUGAUACUUACAUUUGUACCUCCUAAUUUUGUCGAGAAUCUUACUAGUGUCAGAUGGACUUAUGAUUUAGAAGCAUCUCGAGAUGUUACUAGUGAAAACAAUGAUGCUACACUAGUACCGGUUGUUAGAAAUGGAAAUAUAUUUACCAGUGUACUUACACUUGAUCCAGUGAAGACAACUGAUGCUAGACAAUAUUACUGUCAAGCAACAAUUAUAGUUUUUGGUACUGUAGAUCGUACUAACAGAGAUUUAACUGUUCAAAUACCUCCUCCCAGUGUAUCAAUAGUUGCUGACCCUCCAACUGGUCCAAUAUAUGAGAGUACAAGUUACUUACUAACCUGUACAGCUACAGUAAACACUACAAUAGUGAAUACACCAGUAACUGCUAGUGUAGUAUGGACUGAUCCUAGUGGUAAUGUAAUACCAACUAAUGAUACAAGACAUCAAGUGACACCUCCAACUGGUAACAGUCUUGUAAGCAUGCUAUUGUUUCAACCUAUUGAUACUGGUCUUAAUAAUGAUGGAGGAACAUAUACCUGUCAAAUGAUCAUCAAUUCUGGCAACUCAUUAAUAGCAUCAAGUCAAAGUACUAAUACUACUCUUACUGUUACUGUUGAAAGUCUUCUUCCAAUGACAGUAAAUUUCUCAUCAGUUGGUUCAGUUGAAGUUGGUCAGAGUCUAACUAUAACAUGUACCAUAACAACAGUCGAGAGAUUAGUAGUAACACCAAUGAUUACUUUUAUCAAAAUGAAUGAUACAGAUAUGGAAAUGCUCUCUAACUUAAAUAGACCAUACAGUAUCACAACAGAUGAUACUGGUUCAGUUACUAACUAUACUCUAAUACUGGAUCCAGUGAGGUUUGAAGAUGCUGGAAUGUAUACAUGUAUAGCUGAGUUUAAUGUAACUGGUUUUAAUAAUACCAAUGAUCAUAGUACUGCUACUUAUGAUCAUCAAGAGGAUAGUGAUGUCUUUACUUUAACUGUUAACUUCCCUCCAGUACUUGUUACUAUAUCAAAGGAACAUGAUGAUAUAUUAUAUGCAGGGACACCAUUCUUCAUUAAAUGUGACAUAAUGUUAGAUCCAUUAGUUACUAUACCAGUGACUGUCACUAAUCAAUGGACACGUGAUGGUACUAAUGUUCCUAUGGGUUCAUCUGAUGAUACUAUUACUGAGGGUCUCAAUAUGAUCAAUACAUUACAUUAUAAUGCAACAUUAAUGUUCUAUCCAUUGGAUAAUGCUGAUGAUAGUGGAAUGUAUACUUGUAAUGUUGAAGUGACUGCUCCUAAUAGUUACAUGUAUCUCAGGAAUACAUCAGCUAAUGUUAAUACUUCUAUUACAGUUAUUGCUACUCCAGAGCCAGUGGUAGAGAUAGUAACUAUGGGCAUGGCUGAACCUGGUGAAGAAUACAUGUUAAAUUGUACAGUGACAGUUGUUGAUAGACUCAUAGUCUCACCAGUGAUAACAUGGACUAAGAGAUCAGCUAACAAUGUUAUUAGUGUACCUCCAGUUCUUAUGACUGUAUCUAAUGUAAUGAGUUCUCUUUAUUUGAGAUUCUCUUCUCUCAAUACUUCUGAUGCUGGUCUGUAUACUUGUGAAGCCUCCAUUAAUGUUAGUCAGAUAUCUAUGGUAACAGGGAAUAAUGACACAUCAAACUUACCAUUAGAAAUUCCCAUUCCAUCUGUUGAUGUGAGUCGAUCAAGAGAGAACUAUUUCUUAGCUGGCAGUAACCUGAUAUUAACAUGUGAUAUCAGUGUUGAUCCUAAUGUUGAUACACCAUUCACUGUUAACGUAACCUGGACCAUGACUGGUCCUAAUUCAAUGAGGCUUGUUGAUACAGAUCGCAUUAAUAUCAGUUCUGUUAUGGUGAGAUCAGGUUUCAAUGAGUAUAGAUCAACACUUAAUUUCACUACAUUGAGCAGUAUUGAGGAUUCUGGAACAUAUACAUGUAUUGUUACUAUAGUACCAGCUCCAGCUUAUGAAUAUGUAAUGACUUCUGAUACUAAUUAUAUGAAUGUUAACUUCACUGUUACUGAUCCAACGAUUGGAAGUUUUUCUGCCUCCCCUGACUCAUUCCUGGGUCUGGAGACAUCAUGUUCUGAUUCAGACCCAUAUGAUAACUUCACUCUUACCUGUACAGCCACUAAACCAACCAUAGUAAUACCAAACCUGGUAAUAGCAUGGACACAUAAUGGUACAAUAGAAACUGGUACUGUGACUACUACUGGAGGGAAUAUGACUACCACUGUUACUAAUACAUUGAGUUUUGACUCCAGUACUGCUUCUGAUUCUGGUACUUAUAGAUGUACUGCUAGUAUUACUGUACCUGAUUCAACUGAUAUCACUACUAGUGAGGAAAGUACUGUGACUAUAACUUCUCAGAGCCUACCAGUUCCUGCUACUAAUGUAACAGCUACUCCAGGAACAACUACUGCUGCUAUAUCAUUCAUAAUACCUAACAUUGCCUAUACACCUGAAACCUACAGUGUUAAGUAUACAGGAGCAAUCUUACAAACAACACAAGCAACUUCUAGCAUAAGAAUGAGCUCUGGUGACAUCACUGCAAUUAACCAAGAAUUUACAAUCAUGUUGACUGGCCUUGAGGAAGAUAACACUUAUACAUAUACAGUUGAUUCUACAAAUUGUCUUGGUACUACUAGUACUGUAGAGAUGAGCUUCAGAACAAUUCCAACAUUGCCAGUGGGGGAUCCAAUGAAUUGUGCUAAUAUAACAUUCUUACCACGUAAUGUCACACUUACCUGGACUGCACCAGCACUAAUAGAUCAAAAUGGAGCACCAGUUGGUUAUAAUUUAACAUGUAUAAAUACUAAUGGUGUAUCAGUCAAUGGAUUGAGCCCAACACAAUCUUCAACAAACACAAUGUUCACUAUUACUGAUGUUAUGCCUUUUACUGGUUACACUUGUUCUCUGUCAUUUAUUAAUGUAGUAGGAGAAGGACCCCCUACCCAGUGUACUUUUAAAACAGCUGAAAAUGAACCAAGUGAUAGUCCUCAGAAUUUCACUUCAAUACCUGAUAAAACUGCAAUUACUUUUACAUGGACUAGGCCAGCUACUCCUAAUGGAAUAAUCAUCAAAUAUACUCUAGCUGUUAUCAACUUAAAUACAAUGACAAUACAUAACUAUACAAUAAUUGUAUCUGUCAAUCAAACUACAGUGACAAAAUUAGUUGUUGGUUUCAGUCCAUAUCAGAAUUACACUGCUAGUGUUAGUGCUAGUACAAUCAUUGGAGCUGGACCAGUGGCUAUUACUGCAGGAAGAACACUACCAGACAGUCCUAGUUCACCUCAUCUGGUAGUGUCUCCAGUUGUCAUUAAUAGUUUAACAGUAGCUUAUACUGUAGCAGUUCUCAAUGAAACUACUAUCAAUAUAACAUGGAGUCCACCAUCUCAUCCUAAUGGAGAAAUCACUGGAUUUAUUGUUAGAAUAGCUACUGAUGCUAUUACUAGCCCUAAUAAUGUUCCAUUUGUGACUGGCAGAGCAUCAUAUUCACUAAUAUUUGGAGGAUUAAAGACAAGGAUACCUUAUUAUGUAUCAGUUGUAGCAGUCAAUCAAGUUGGUGAAGGAAAUUUAGCUACUGCUAUUGUUUUCACUAAAUCUGACAGUAGUGUUACAGUAUCACUUUCUAAUGUACAAGCAAUGAGAAUAGGAGAUACAAUAGUGUUAUCAUGGGAUCCAGUGACACUAGAAGAAGCUAAAGGAUUCUUUGUAUACAGUAUCAGAUUAACUCCUGAUGAUGGUAGCACUAGCAGUACAUUAAGACAAACUAAUACAAGAACUAUAUCAGUAGCUUAUGAUACCACAUCAGUUAAUAUAACUGAUACUGAACCACAGUUAGCUUAUACUGUGAGUAUUAGUGUAUUGCUAUUGAGUGAUGUAGGACUAAUUGAAGGACCAGCUGUGAUUGUAGUAUCUCCAUCAAACAAUACUGGUACUACUACUACCAGUACUGAUUCUACAUUCACAUCAAAGAUACCAUAUACAGUAUCUCCAUCAAACAAUGCUACUACUGCUACUAGUGCUGAUUCUACUAUUUCGGUGAUAUCAGCAACAGUUUCAGUUUUGAUUAUAGUUGCUUUGGUGUUGAUCAUUGUUAGUAUCAUUUUUGUAAUAAUUUAUAGGAAAAGAUCAAAGAAUUAUAAUAUAAGUAGUAAAACUGAUGACAUUGAUGUAACACCUAAUGCAGGAUAUGGUAUGAUUGAUAUUGUCAAGAAUACAGCCACAGAAAAUGAAGAUGGAGUCUAUGAAAGAAUGGGAGAUGAUCAGGUUUAUGAACAAUUAGAUGAACCUGAUCUGCUUGUUGCAAGAGAAAGUGCUGCUGACACUAGUAGUACAACAUAUGAAAAUACUACUACUGAGCCUAUUGUUACAGAGUCUGCUAGUCUUCAUGAAAAAGAGAAUGAUGAAAAUGUAUAUGAGCUGACUGAUACUACUUCAUUGUAAUAACUCUUCUAAUUUGGUGUGUAUAGCUACUUAGCAGUUUUAUCAUAACAAACAGACUGCAUGCAUGCCAUGACUGAAUGCAUGCCAUGACUGAAUGCAUAAUAGUUUGAUUUAGAUAGUUAUAAAUAAGUUCUUUGAAAUAAAA
Messenger RNA from Amphimedon queenslandica, 7183 nucleotides. RefSeq lists its product as uncharacterized. NCBI's taxonomy places the organism in Eukaryota, Metazoa, Porifera, Demospongiae, Haplosclerida, Niphatidae. The record is from RefSeq and is a predicted model, not a curated record. The transcript is spliced from 25 exons. Bases 1 to 7038 code for a protein of 2345 amino acids. Gene Ontology annotation, molecular function: protein binding.